Messenger RNA from Tympanuchus pallidicinctus (lesser prairie-chicken), 5278 nucleotides. It is a transcript of the gene PDXK, whose product is annotated as pyridoxal kinase. Gene Ontology annotation, cellular component: cytosol. The transcript has 11 exons. NCBI's taxonomy places the organism in Eukaryota, Metazoa, Chordata, Aves, Galliformes, Phasianidae. Gene Ontology annotation, biological process: pyridoxal 5'-phosphate salvage. Gene Ontology annotation, molecular function: pyridoxal kinase activity. The record is from RefSeq and is a predicted model, not a curated record. The coding region runs from base 79 to 1023 and encodes 314 amino acids.
GCCUCCCGCUGCCGCUUCUGCUGCUCCCGGCGCCGCCGCCGUGUCGGCCCAGCGUGGGCUGGCGGCGGAGCUGCAGUCAUGGAGCCGGAGCGCGAGUGCCGGGUGCUGUCCAUCCAGAGCCACGUCGUACGCGGCUACGUGGGCAACAAGGCGGCCACCUUUCCCCUGCAGGUUUUGGGAUUCGAAGUUGACACAGUGAACUCUGUCCAGUUUUCAAACCACACAGGUUAUGCCCACUGGAAGGGUCAGGUGUUAAAUUCUGAUGAACUUCAUGAACUGUAUGAAGGACUUAAGCUGAACAAGGUCAACCAAUAUGAUUAUGUACUCACAGGAUAUACAAGAGACACAUCAUUUCUUGCAAUGGUGGUGGAUAUUGUGCAAGAGUUGAAGCAACAGAAUUCUAACCUAGUAUAUGUGUGUGAUCCAGUGAUGGGAGACAAAUGGAAUGGAGAAGGCUCCAUGUAUGUGCCUAAGGAUCUCCUCCCAGUCUAUAGGGACAAAGUUGUACCCGUUGCUGAUAUAAUUACUCCUAACCAGUUUGAGGCUGAGUUACUUACUGGGAGGAAGAUUUACACAGAAAAAGAUGCUUUAGAGGUAAUGGAUAUGCUCCAUGCCAUGGGACCAGAGACUGUGGUGAUAACCAGCUCAGAUCUACAGGCACCGCUAGGAAACGACUACCUGAUUGCUCUGGGAAGCUACAGGAAAACUAAUGCAGAUGGUACCAAGAUAACACAGAGAAUUCGAGUGGAAUCUCCUAAAGUGGAUGCUGUCUUUGUUGGAACAGGAGACUUGUUUGCUGCUAUGCUUUUGGCAUGGACACAUAAACAUCCAAACAAUUUGAAGGUGGCAUGUGAAAAGACUGUGUCAGCCAUGCAACACGUUCUGCAGAGGACCAUUAAGAGUGCAAAAGCACAAGCUGGAGAAGGAAACAAACCAAACUCAGCCAAUCUGGAACUGAGAAUGGUCCAAAGCAAAAAGGACAUAGAGAACCCAGAAAUCAUAGUGAAAGCUACUGUGUUAUAAAGGCUGUAUGUCUCCAGCAACGCACAAUGUAUUGAUGUCCUCAUUUUUUUUCCUGUAAAUUGUAAUAUUUGCCUUAGAUCUGUGACAGAAACCUGAUUUUCAUGAAAUAGUGCCCAGCAUAGGCAGAUAUCCACUCUCAAACAUAUGUGCUGGCCUUGCUCGGUUUUAAAAACAAAACAGAGUCAGUAUGCAUUAAAGCAUAUUACCAGGUAUCAAAAUGGCUGUCAAGUUCACUUUAUGUGUGUAAUUUCCCAGGGCAAGAGAGUACAAUGUUCCUGCCUUGCCAAAGACUUCAGAUGUGAAUUUGCUAAUGGAAUGCUUGACUGACUGGAGAAUAUAUUUCAAGAUUGCAUCUAGUGCCAAUGGAGCUUGCUACAAGCUCCCUUUUCCUGGAGAGAUAUGGUUACCUACUCUGGUAUUCAGUAUCUCAGCUGCUAUGAAACUAAGCAGGGUUAAAACUACACACAAAGCUCUGGAUGUGUGUAGAAGUACUUUGAAGAUGUUUGGCAUUUAAGUACUCUGAAGUGACCUUGAGGUGUCUGUCAUUAAUGUUACUGAUAACUGCUCCCGUUUCUUGUCUUAGGAACAGCUGCACAUUUUCAGUUUCUGCAGGUACUGGCUGCUAAUUUCUAAUGUCCACAACUGCCCUCAUGUUUUUCUUCCAAAACUCUGCUCCUGAAAUACUUUCAUUAAUAAGAGAAUAUAUUCAUUCAGUAGCACUGACUACAAGUUUGUAGCUUUAUCUCUGAGGCCAGGUUUGAUGCUUUGUUUUUUUUUUUUUAACUAAGGACAAAUGUUAUUUAAGGACAAAAGAGAAAGCAGCUCCUACUCUGAAGGCUGACAGCAGUCGUUUUUUCUUCGUGGAUGUAUUUACACUGUGUAGAGCGCUUCCACUUAGCAAUAGUGAGCACUAUUGGCAGUUUAUCAAUGAAGCAAUGUGGUAACAGCAAUACAUGUGGCUUAGGAAAUUGCAAAUGUUUACCAAAUUCAGGACAGCAUACAAAAUUUGUUCAUAAUGUAAUUCUCUGUAACUUCCUCUGGGAUCACAGAAAUACAUUAUUAUUUGUCUCUUGAACAUUUUUCAUUUCAAAAUUCAGCUUCAUUAGCCUUCAAAAUGGAAUUUUUACUAAUUUCAGUGUCUAGUAUAUCACAGCCACAUAUUACACCACUAAGGAGAUAGGCUGACAAGUUCUGAACACUGAUAAUUCCUUUUGAUUUCUGUAUGGGACUGAAGUUCUCACUUCUCCCAAGAGGAGAUCUGAUGUGUUUUUAGAUCCAAAUUCAGUUGAUAUUUUUUCCCUACAUGUCAUAAGCAGAUAAAAAUUUCACUCCUGCUUGAAGCAGAUUUCUUCAUGAAGCAAAUUCGCAUUAGGGGAAAGGGCAGCUCUGGGCCUUUUUUGAUGAUGUGAAAUACACUGUUGGAUGUCUGCCAGAUACUUUUCCUGCCCAUUCGUCAUCACACCUGCUUAAUUGUCACAUACAUAAUGUGGGAGUCCCCAGCAGAGCUGGUCUGGAGAUUGCUUUUGCCACUGCAGACUUCAUUUACCCCACCAUUUUGUGGAUAUUCUGUCACUGUAAAAGUUGAUUUUUUUUUUUCACUUAGUAGAGGAGUAAUUUAUUCUUAAAGUUACUUUGAAUUCAAGAGAUUUUUAUUUUUAGAGUAAGAUUUUAUAAUUAAUGUACUUCUGAAAUCCCUCAUUUUCAGUACCUCUAAAACAAAUGAAAUUUAAGAGAUGAACACGAUUUGCAGUGUAUGUAAGAGGCAAAAUCCAGGUUUUUACUCUCCACAACUAAUACUGCUAUUGUCUCUCUACGUUUGACAUUAAGCAUUUAAAAAGAAAAGAGAUUAGAAUUUUAAGAAAAAAAAAAAAAAGAAAACACAGAAAUGGACUAUAAAAUGUGACUCUGCUGCCAUGGUUUAUAGCAACCACUGCCAUGAAAUAACUUUCCAUGAAUAAUAAUAUCAGUGAUGUGAACGGUCACUAAAAUUAGCAGUCAGUAACAGAGAUGAAUUCAUGGCAGAUGUCCAGCAUGUCGAUAGACAGGAACUGUCUUACCAGCAUGUGUAAAUCUGAUGGGAAGGAGUGAAAAAGAGGGAGCCAUGCACUACUCGGUGUCUGGUGGGAAGAUGAGAGGAAGAUGGGCGUAAAUCAGAAUACAGGAAAUUCUGCUGAAACAUUUAAAAAAAAAUAAAAAAGAAAAGGAAAAGAAAAAAAAAAGACUAUGAAUGUGAGUGAACACUGAAGCAAGUUUCCCAGAGAGGUUGUGGAGUCACCAUCCUCGAGAGAUAUUCAAGUGUUGAGAUUCUGAAGCUCUUCACAUUAGGGGAUCAGCAGUAGAGAAAAGCUCCAAAUUGACCUUUUUUUUUUUUCUUCUUUUGCUUUCUUUUUAAGCAGUGUUAGCUAUGCACUGUCAAAAUUUGCUGUCAAAGAAACCCUACCUGUUCUAAGACCGUACUACAGAAAGCCCUUUUAGAUAGGGUGAGACAGCACAAUUGUUUUUGGCACUAAAGAAGUAGACUUCCAGAGGGGAAUUGAGAGGAAGGCAGAUCUUUAUUUCAUUGAAAUAAGCUUGGAAUUUAGGAAAUAUAAAGUUACCUUACAAAGAAGGUUUUAUGUGUUAACCACAAUCAACCUUGAUCUUACCAUAAAAGAGUAAGUAAGGUGUUUCCCAGAGCAGCUUAUACCCAUCACAUGUGAUCUCUAGCUACUGCUUCAAAGAAAGGAGAGUCACUCCAGUAAUCCACACCUUUCUUGGCAUCUGUGGCAUAGCCAUGGGGAUGGACACAAUAAGGGUAGCUUCAGGGGAAAAAAAAAAAUAAGAAGGUGAUGUUACUAAUGAGCUCAGUUUGCAGCAGUUCAUAUUUUGUAUUAGGUGGGCUCUGUAACAGUUGGCUGCUUGCUGCUUCUGCUUGGGUCCUUGGGAGCUGCUCAUGAAGUACCUCUUUUGAACUCCCACUGCCCUGAUCUAAAUUAGUUUGUGUUUAUGUGUUCUGGGAAUAAUUGUGCUUAACAUCUCUUGCCUGGAACAAACAUCAGCAAUCAUCUGUAAAUAUAUCCUGUAGCUGACAUUUUGAAGUCACAGCGGGCAAACAGGUAUUUUUGAAUGUCAAGGUAUACAUAUGUAAUACUUAGAUGCGUUUUUAUUCAUUCAGGGGUGUAGAGCACUUUUUCAUGAUGUCUGCAGAACAGAAUUCAAAGUCUCCGUCCAUUCCUGCCAUGGAUAAUAUCUGUUUAAAAACAAAAAAAAAAAAAGACAAAAAAAACCCCCACAUUCUUACUGUCUGGUGCUUCUUGAAAGUACCUCAGCAUUAGACAGCUGCCCACUGCUUAUGGACAUGGAAAAAACUCAUCAGAGUUGUCUGAUGCACUUGCAGUUGCCUAGGUAAAAGAAAAUGGUUAACUUAAAGCAGGUUAGAUCCCCAGUGAUUACAAAAGAAAAAGCACCUUAGCACAGAAGGUGGAUCUAUAACUAAUGAGAAGUCUUUCAUGACUGCCCUAACAGCACGAAAGGUGGCUGUAGCCCACUAGUCCAUGGCCUCUGCUCAGCACUGAGGCUGGUUGAGGAAUGCCAGCUUCACUGCCAUGCAUACUCCCCAGUGUAUGUGUGGAGGGCACGUGUACGUGUGAAGUUAGCGCGAGGUACGCAUCUAAUACUGAAGGGCACGUCCUCGUGGGAACGGUGAGCGGUUUGUGUUUGAGUUCAGGUGACUUCUCUGCCAUUCUUCACUCACUUGGAAAUUAUUUGUGUCGGAUCCUUUUUUCUGGGGUGAUUUGUUCAGUGUCUGUGCUCAGCCAUUUUGAUUACUGCACUCAUUUAUGAAGCCAUUGUACGGGAAAGACCAAAAGUUGUUUACAGGUAUUCUACUCAUCUCUGGGCCUGGAUAUAGGUUACUGCAUACCUAAAAUUCCCUUUUACCUCUUAGAGAGACACAUGCAUAAAGACAUUGUGCUAGAAUCGAUACUGUUCACGCUCGAUAUAAACAUUUAAAGAAUCUAUGGUAUGAAAUUGUUAACUUUUAAUGUUUGUUUGCUAAUUUAUACGGGAAAAUCUCUGAUCAAUGUGCUGUACAAAAUAAUCGGAGGACCAAGGUUUCCAGCUACUCAUACUGCCUUUUUGAGUAUCUUACUGUAUCUUGAUUGGAUGGUAUUCUUUUGUUGUCUGAGAUUGUUCUGGUGAUUGUAUUGAUAUAUUUAAUUUUAAACUAUGUGGCAAGGAAGAUUGUAAUAAAAGCAUCUACAUUUAAUAUACUGUA